Messenger RNA from Arachis duranensis, 1047 nucleotides. Its product is annotated as F-box/kelch-repeat protein At3g06240-like. The record is from RefSeq and is a predicted model, not a curated record. Lineage: Eukaryota; Viridiplantae; Streptophyta; Magnoliopsida; Fabales; Fabaceae. Bases 1 to 1047 code for a protein of 348 amino acids. Gene Ontology annotation, molecular function: protein binding. The transcript is spliced from 2 exons.
AUGGAGGAGAAGAAGCUCAAGAGCUUCAACGAUCUCCUUCCUCCGGAGCUGAUACGAGCAAUCUUACUGAGGGUUCCCAUCAAACACCUUGCGUGCGUCAGGUGCGUUUCCAAGCUAUGGAAUACUCUCAUUUCCGAUCCCAAUUUCGCAAAAUCCCAUCUUGACCUCUCUCUCGCACCCUCUCAUACAUGUCUCUUCCUCCAAGACAAUUCUCACGCUUACUCAGUUGACCUCGAUGCACUGCUUCAAGAUGAUAAUGAUGGCGUUGAUGCAAUAGCCCUCUCUCUCCCUUUCAUGAAGAAGCCACCUUCUGAUUUCCAUCUUCUUGGUUCCUGCAGAGGAGUUUAUGAUCGUCUUGUUAAGGUCUUCUGCUUUCUCCAUGAUGCGCUUCUAUAUGGCUUUGGGUACGAUGCGUCACAAGAUGAUUAUGUAAUAGUUGUAGCCUAUAAGGGUAAAGAUGGCGAAAACCAUUUUAAUAUGUGUUAUUUGAGAAGCAAUUCAUGGAUUAGUCUUGAUGCUGCACUUCCCAAAUCAUCGUCCUGGGAUAAUUGGAAACCUAAGGGGUUGUUCUGUAACGGGGCUAUUCAUUGGUCUACUUAUGAGUACUGUAUUGACAUUCUUAUCUUUGAUCUGAAGGAAAGAAGUUUCUCCACGAUAUGCGGGCAACACCUCUUUAAACCCCGUGUCGUCCUGCUAGGAGGAUGCCUAGCCUUCUAUUUGUAUGGAGAGAAUACAGCAGGAGAGAAUACAACUGAGGUAUGGGUGAUGAAAGAAUAUAAAGUGGAGUCGUCUUGGACUGUCUAUGAGAUUCCUCUUGAACUCUUUAAGCCUCUGUGCUUAUCUGCUAAUGGGGAUAUUAUUGGAAGAUGUUAUCCUUCAGAUGGUGAAGUAGGGUUCUAUAUAUAUAAUGUCAGAGGAGAGCUGCUCAAACAUGUUCAAUAUCUUUAUGGUGAGCCUUCCAACCACAUAAGGUCCAUUGUACAUGUGGACUGUCUCAUGGCAGUCCCUAGCAACAUCAAGAAGAAGAAGAGGAAAAAGGGUAUGUAA